AUGUCUAAACACACUAAACGCAACGCCCCCCCUUCCCCAGCACCUAAACCAGCGCCCUUCCGCUACCGCGACAACAACCCACAAAAUCUCAUCCCGGACCUCGACGACGAACAAUUCGACGCUCUAACCGCCGUGCUCCGGGCGCUGGCUAAAGGUAGCUAUCCACGCCUUGACGCCGUGCCGCUGGCGCUCAACGCGUACAACUGCAUCAACAACAGGGGCGAUGAUAAUGAUAUGCCAUGGGCGUACUUCCACACAGUCACGCUCGUCGCGCCGGAAGGCACGCCGAUGAAAACGCGGCCGAUAAUCGAGCUGGAUGAAGCGAUCAUCGAGGACCUGGAGAAGCCGUGGGUGCCGCUGCGGAGUGGAGGGGGAGGCGGUUCUCGGCAAGACUCGGCGCGGUACCGGUUCCUCUGCUUCAUCCACAAGCACCGGAUCGACCGGCGCGCGACGUUUCAGAAGGGGGUGCAUACGAUUAGUAUCUGGGACCGAGAGUGGGACGAGCUAACCUGGCACGACACCUACCACGCGCACCGCUCGACCCGGCGCCUCGAAAUCAAGUCCUUCUGGCAGUCCGCCGUCGCCGCCGGCCUCAUCGGCAGCAGCACCACCACCUCCUCCUCCUCCCCAUCCCGCACCACCUUCAUGUCCCGAAUCCGCUACCGCACCGUCUACCACUGCAGCGCGCACAUCGAGGCCACCCUGCGCGGCCUCGUGCCGCCGCGCAACACGCUGUGGGCCGUGAUGGGCGCGGCGCUGUUCCACAUGAACGGCGCGCGCGACCCGCAGGUGAGCAUCGUGCCGGACUGCCUCGAGCUGUUUGGCGGGCAGGCGCGGGUGCUGCUGCCGCGGUUCUUUGUGCACUUGCUGUGUCUGUGUCUGGAUGCGCGGCCGGGGUGGUCGCGGGAGGAGCAGAGGGGGUGGGUGGGGAGGCUGAGGGUGGUGGAGAGGGUGGCGUGGUUGGGGUUGAGGGCGAGGGAGCUUUUGGAGUUGAGGGGGUUGGUUGCGGGGGAGGGGGAGGGGGAGAGGGAUUGGAUUUGUGAGGUUUUGAAGAUAUGA
Messenger RNA from Hypoxylon fragiforme, 1059 nucleotides. RefSeq lists its product as uncharacterized. Lineage: Eukaryota; Fungi; Ascomycota; Sordariomycetes; Xylariales; Hypoxylaceae. The transcript is spliced from 2 exons. The coding region runs from base 1 to 1059 and encodes 352 amino acids. The record is from RefSeq and is a predicted model, not a curated record.